This is a messenger RNA of Lagenorhynchus albirostris (white-beaked dolphin), 4243 nucleotides long. It is a transcript of the gene FGL2, whose product is annotated as fibrinogen like 2. NCBI's taxonomy places the organism in Eukaryota, Metazoa, Chordata, Mammalia, Artiodactyla, Delphinidae. The record is from RefSeq and is a predicted model, not a curated record. The transcript is spliced from 2 exons. Bases 296 to 1618 code for a protein of 440 amino acids.
UUUCUUGUGCUUUUUAAAAAUAAAAGAUGAAAGUGAAACUUGUUGAGUAUGUGCAUCUGACCAACUGCAGGAAUUCCAAAGCGGGUGGUUUUGAUUGAGAACAAAUAACAGUUUGGGGCACACUGAGUUUGAUGAGGACGAUCUCCUCUUCCUCCGUGUUUCUGAGACUGGUGAUGCAACGUGCUCCCGCCCUUUUCUGAGAACACGGAAAGCCUGACUCAGGAAGGCAGCUGCAGCUCUUAAAAAGAGCUCCAGCCUGGUCCCCUUCCCUGCUGGGGCGAGCGCCACCGCAAAGAUGAAGCUGGCGAAGUGGUGCUGGCUGAGCUCCGCUGUCCUUGCUGCUUAUGGUUUUUUGGUUGUGGCAGACAAUGCAACAGAGGAAAUUAACGAUGAAGCAGCCCAGGACGCCUGCCCAGUGAGACUAGAAAGCAGAGCGAAAUGCGAGGAGGGAGGCGACUGUCCCUACCAGGUGAACCUGCCCCCGCUGACUAUUCAGCUCCCCAAGCAGUUUGGCAGGAUCGAGGAGGUGUUCAAAGAAGUCCAGAACCUCAAGGAAAUUGUAAAGAGCCUGAAGAAGUCUUGCCAAGACUGCAAACUGCAGGCUGAUGACAACCGAUACCUGGGCAGAAGUGGACUGCUGUUACCCGGCACAGGAGCUCUGGGAGAAGCUGGUGACAACAGAGUUAGAGAGUUAGAGAGCGAGGUUAACAAGCUGUCCUCUGACCUUAAGGAUGCCAAGGAGGAGAUCGACGUGCUUCAGGGUCGCCUGGAGAAGCUGAAUCUUGUAAAUAUGAACAACAUAGAACAUUAUGUUGAUAGCAAAGUGGCAAACCUAACAUUUGUUGUCAAUAGUUUGGAUGGCAAAUGUUCAUCUAAGUGUCCCACUCAAGAACAAAUACAAUCACGUCCAGUUCAACAUCUUAUAUAUAAAGAUUGCUCUGAAUACUACACGAUAGGCAAAAGAAGCAGUGAGCUCUACAGAGUUACACCGGAUCCCAAAAAUAGUAGCUUCGAAGUUUUCUGUGACAUGGAGACCAUGGGGGGAGGCUGGACAGUGCUGCAGGCACGUGUUGAUGGAAGCACCAACUUCAGCAGAACAUGGCAAGACUACAAAGUAGGCUUUGGAAACCCCAGAAGAGAAUUUUGGCUGGGGAACGAUAAAAUCCAUCUUCUGACUAAGAGUAAGGACAUGAUUCUAAGAAUAGAUCUUGAAGACUUUAACGGUGUCAAACUCUAUGCCUUGUAUGAUCACUUUUAUGUGGCCAACGAGUUUCUCAAAUACCGUUUACACAUUGGUAACUAUAAUGGCACAGCUGGAGAUGCCUUACGUUUCAGUAAACAUUACAACCACGAUCUGAAGUUUUUCACCACCCCGGAUAGAGACAACGAUCGAUACCCCUCUGGGAACUGUGGGCUCUACUACAGUUCAGGCUGGUGGUUUGAUGCAUGUCUUUCUGCAAACUUAAAUGGCAAAUAUUAUCACCAGAAAUACAGAGGUGUCCGAAAUGGGAUUUUCUGGGGGACCUGGCCUGGUAUAAGUGAGGCACAACCUGGUGGCUACAAGUCCUCCUUCAAAGAAGUCAAAAUGCUGAUCAGACCCAAGCACUUUAAGCCAUAAAUCACUAAUGCUCAUUCUUUUGGGUCUUCGUUACCUAAUAGGGCAAUUAAUUCCUUCAGCACUUUGGAAUAUGUUUCAUACUCUUUUUCCAUGGCUUAAAAUUUCUCUCUGAGCAAUGGGUUCUUAUGCUAUACAGCAUUUGAAAUAAAGCUGAAAAAUAUGCCAUUUAAAGAAGUCCUUUGUUGCUGUUACGCUGUUAUCCGAAUAAACACUUGCAAGCAAUUGGGAAUAUUGAGAAUCACACAGCAGAGUUAUAAUUCUCUUAAUGUCUCUUAUUUGAAAUAUUUUUACUCAUAUUACUCACUCUAAUUAAAAAAAUACUUGUUUAUUCAGUAGGCUAAAUUUUAUACAAGUAACCUGUAUUUUGACUGUGACUUAAACGCAUCUUUUCAGGCUAUAAAUAGUUAUUGGGUAUUUAUUUGUCUCUAAAUAUUCCUCAUUCUGAGAUAAACUUACUCAAUUUAUGGCAUUUACAGCAUUUUAAUUCCCAAGCAAAGGGAAACAUACGUAAUUAAACCUGUUCCUGCACUAUUCGUGAAAUGUAGAAUUUUAUCAUUUAAAAUAUUUUAAAAGGUGAUAGCAUAAUGUCACUCCUAAGAGCACUCAGAAAAUGAAUUUAACCUUAAAGACCAUGGUUUAAAGGUAAUUCAUUCAUAGUUUAUAACUCUUUAGAUGUUUGAUGGUAAAAACUGCUUUAACAUGAAAAAUAUCUUCCUUUGCUCUAAUGCACAAUUGUUUUUAAUUUAAGACUGCUCACUACUGUGCGAGACUACUGGUAGACUUUCUUUUGGAGAGGUAGGUGUGGGUGAGGAGUGAAGCACUUAUAUGUAGGCCAAUUUUAUAUCCAAAGCGAUAAUAUCAUUAAGUGAUUCACUUCAUAGAAAGCUAUGUUUUAUAGGACAAAUAGAUAAAUCGAUUUAUAAAAAAAUAUGAAUUUUGAAAUAUAUAGAACCAUAGUUCAAAUAUUAUAUAUUUCAACCCUAAAUGGUAUAUUGCUUGUUUUGCUAUCAGAAGAUUCAAAUACGGGUGUUUAUUUUUUUUAACAAAACAAAAGUAUCUGGAACUUUUAUAAUUCAUUAAUUAAUUCCAGAAUGCAAAAAUGAUAUUCAAAAGAUUAUAAAAAUAGUUUGUUAAAUUUCACCAUUGUAAAAAGGGACCAUUUCAGAGAGAACAGCUGUAUUCUAAUGCACGUUUAAAAAAGUGCUCUAGGAUAAAAUUUGAAAAGGAUACACCAUACUGUAUGUGAGUCAUAGAAAUACAUUCAACGUUCAAUUUCUGGUGUCUGUUUCUACUAAAGUAACCAAGUUUUCAAAAAUAAAUUCACAAAGAUGCAGCUUUACCCAUUAUUUGAAAAUGAUUAAGGAGGAUAGUAACUUUAGGUAAGAAGUUAAUUUUUCAACUAAUGUCUUUUAUAGAAAAUUCUAAUCAAAAAGAAGCAAGAUAUUCUUUUAAAAAUAUAUAACAUACAAAGUGUUCAGGUAAACAUGAUGCAAACUAUAUUAUUAAUACUAUUAAAAUACUAAAGCAAGAGAAAUGCAAAUAGAAUUAAGUGAUGACAAAAAUAUAAAAUAUCGUAGAUUUCAGAGGCUUCAUAUCUACUCAAUAAUACAUCAAAUGUAAAUGUUGUAACUAAUUCUUUAUUUCUCUCUCUUUUCUGUUUUCUAAAAAAGACUAUGAAGAUUUUGAUAUUAUACAAUGUAUUUCAGAUAAGGGCAUUUUCACUUACUAUAUAUAACUAUUAAUAUAUGUAUAAGUUUAGGUAAAUUUCUUUGAUAAAAACGGACUCCUUAAAAAAAUACAGUUCUAAAGAAAAAUAGCUCAUAUAGCAAGUGUCCACUGAUUUAAUAGGAACUAGGUAUCAUUUCAGGAGAAUUUGGCAAAUAAUUCAUUAAUCUAUGUAAAUACUUAAAAGCUUAUCUUUUCUAUCUUUCCACCUUAUAUUAAGUAAAAUUUUAUUUCCCAUUAUACUUUUAUGGUACCUUUCUAAUAAACUCUGUAACAUAGAAAUUCCUUUCUGAAAUCAUUUCAUGUCACUUAUUAUAUUAUAAAAUAUAUUUUAGAUUUUGGUAAUCUUUAACAUAUUGAUGGAAAUAGAUUAUAUCUGAGAGAGUCUUUUGCCUUAACAUAACUGUUCACUAAUAUAUGCUAAUGUUCAUAAAUGUGGAUUGACUACUAACAAAUACAUUAUUUUAGAGUCUUGUCUCGGUUUCAUUUUACUGGCUAAUAUUUGUUAUCUUAAUUAACAAAUUAUUUCUGAGCUUUAUCAUACUUUGAAAAUAUUGACUAAAAUUAGGCCUCUAGAAAUUCCAAAUGGAACUGGCUCACGUAUCACAGAAAAAAAAUUGGAUUUUCUGAUAAGUAGUAAUGCUCUAAAUGAAAUGAUGACACAUUCAUCCAGUAAAUAAAGAGCUUAAAUUUACGACGAGAAAAGACAUCCAAAUAACAAAAUUCACUGGUCCUUAUUUCUGAAUGGCUACCCAAGGAAAGGGUAGAAGGUUUAAAGGUAAAGAACGGGUAAUGUCGUCAUGAUAAGCUCUUGCUUAGAAUUCUUAUUUUCCUUUAUGUAUAAAUAGGUUUAUGUUUUGUGUCUUUUAAAAGCCUUGUGAAAUAAAAGAUUUAAUCUUC